Molecule: messenger RNA, 804 nt
Organism: Penicillium angulare
Lineage: Eukaryota; Fungi; Ascomycota; Eurotiomycetes; Eurotiales; Aspergillaceae
Exons: 1
Coding region: 1-804 (267 amino acids)
Source: RefSeq, a predicted model, not a curated record
AUGCGUUACCAAGAGGAUCCGCAGGAGACAGCUGCGAAACCAAGCGACUCCGCAGGAGACAGCUGCGAAAUCAAGCGACUCCGCAGGAGACAGCUGCGAAAUCAAGCGCCUCCGCAGGAGACAGCUGCGAAAUCAAGCGCCUCCGCAGGAGACAGCUGCGAAACCAAGCGACUCCGCAGGAGACAGCUGCGAAAUCAAGCGACUCCGCAGGAGACAGCUGCGAAACCAAGCGACUCCGCAGGAGACAGCUGCGAAAUCAAGCGACUCCGCAGGAGACAGCUGCGAAAUCAAGCGACUCCGCAGGAGACAGCUGCGAAAUCAAGCGCCUCCGCAGGAGACAGCUGCGAAAUCAAGCGCCUCCGCAGGAGACAGCUGCGAAACCAAGCGACUCCGCAGGAGACAGCUGCGAAAUCAAGCGACUCCGCAGGAGACAGCUGCGAAACCAAGCGACUCCGCAGGAGACAGCUGCGAAAUCAAGCGACUCCGCAGGAGACAGCUGCGAAAUCAAGCGACUCCGCAGGAGACAGCUGCGAAAUCAAGCGCCUCCGCAGGAGACAGCUGCGAAAUCAAGCGCCUCCGCAGGAGACAGCUGCGAAAUCAAGCGCCUCCGCAGGAGACAGCUGCGAAAUCAAGCGCCUCCGCAGGAGACAGCUGCGAAAUCAAGCGACUCCGCAGGGACAUCUGCGAAAUCAAGGCCCCCUGGCAAUGUGCAAGCACCUCUGCGUGGUGCUAGGGACCAGUAUUCAUCUCACCUGGGGACUGCAACUCCCAUGGGGACUGAAGAAGCCAAGACUUGCACAGUAG